AUGCGCCCAGUGCCUGCAGCAGCAUUGCAGCUGAUGAAACGCGCUCACGUCGCGACGAACGUAGCCUUCGUGACGAAACGGGAAAAGGAAGAGAUAUCCGUCCCUUCUCAUUAUGGAAGUGAUGGGGAGCAAUCGACGAGUACAGCUUUCAAGAAUAUUUUCAAGAAGUUCAAACGACGCGUUCCACCGCCGGAUUUCUCCGAUGUUGUCGAUCCAACGUUAGCCAACGCUUUGAAAGGCAUCGCCGUGGAACGUCUAGGCACGAAGGAUUUCCAAGUUAGCGCCGAUGACGCCGAGCUUCUGGGCCUGAAACCCAUUGAGGAAUGGCGUAUCACGACGAUUAAAGGGCGCGAAGGCCUCUACAUAUUACCGUCUAUAAUUCGGGAAGAGGCUCACCUCAAAUGGCUGCAACGAUGCUUCCAAUACGCAGAAACACCCAAUAUCACAAAUCUGACGGCGCAUGACAAUACUCCAAAAACCGACUUUCUACGGAGCGCCGCCAAAAGCUUACGCUGGACGACGCUGGGAGUUGAUUAUAAUUGGACGACGAAGGAAUAUCCGCUUGAAGGAAGGCCUUUGCCGAUCGAAUUAAAGAGAUUAGCUACGAUAGUAUGCGAUGCAAUCGGCGUCGGCAAGAUGGAAGCUGAUGCGGCGAUCGUCAACUAUUAUCCACCAAAAUCUACAUUAUCGCCUCAUCAGGAUAGAUCCGAGCGAGACCUAACACGCGCCCUCGUCUCCGUCAGCUUUGGCCAAUCGGCCGUCUACCUAACCGGCGGCACAUCUCUCGACGACCCGAUCCUCCCCAUAUGGCUCCAUUCUGGAGAUGUUCUUGUGAUGCAUGCCGAUCAACGCCUCGUCUACCACGCCGUCCCCUGCAUCGUGUCCACGCGAAAAUUUGACGGCGCCACAAAUAAGGGGAAGGCAGAAGAGAACGUAGAAGAAGACAAAGAGCUGCUGGACUACGCAAACACCAGUCGGGUCAAUAUCACAAUAAGACAAGUCAACGAG
Mesorhabditis spiculigera is the source of this 1008-nucleotide messenger RNA. The record is from the annotation of a GenBank genome assembly. NCBI's taxonomy places the organism in Eukaryota, Metazoa, Nematoda, Chromadorea, Rhabditida, Rhabditidae.